Messenger RNA from Umbelopsis ramanniana AG, 687 nucleotides. RefSeq lists its product as uncharacterized. The coding region runs from base 246 to 587 and encodes 113 amino acids. NCBI's taxonomy places the organism in Eukaryota, Fungi, Mucoromycota, Umbelopsidomycetes, Umbelopsidales, Umbelopsidaceae. The transcript is spliced from 2 exons. The record is from RefSeq and is a predicted model, not a curated record.
UCAAUCUAUUAAUACCAAAUAUGAAUAAGAGAUUUCGAGGGGUUCAUUUUCAGUACAGAUUAUUCAUUUCACAAAAUUCACUUACACUUGAUACAUCCAUCCACCAGGCGGUCAAGAGAGUAAGUACGCCCAUACCUCCAAAAGCGGCCAAUGUUCCAUACCCAAAUGAUCGCAAGGCGAAGUGUCGAGCAUCAGCUCUAGAUUUGGCAUACUCGGCUGGGGUCAUAACAGGUUGAGGAGGCGGUAUGUGCAAUUGUGCACCUACGGGUGUGGGUUUUGCUGUGGUUGCUGCUGUGGUUGCUGGUACUGGAACUUCAGCGGCUACAUGGCCGGAUGUGGCUGCUGCCUCAGCUUUCAUUUCUCUAGCAUGUUUGCGAUUAGCUUGCCAUAUGGAUCCCGCUAAACCAAGAACAAAGGCAGAAGCAGCUCCUGCUAGUAGUGUUUUGGGCUGUAUUGGUGGUUCAGAAGCUUUCUUUGUAUUCGUUGACAUUGCAAGUCCAGCUGGCUGUAGCUUAGGAACAAAAUUGUCGAUUAUUUUUUUGACGAACUGGUAUCAAUACAGCCAAAAUAAAAAGCAGUCUUUCUAACGCCGGAAAAUCCAUCAGCGUCCUUAACAGCAAGCUCUCAUUGAUUAGAAUAAUGGCAGCCAAAGUACCGAAUUAUAUACGUGUUAAACGACUUACAUCC